AGAAUCCAAAUUCAACUUGUGUAGUAUAUUCUGUCGUUUCUUUGUACAUCCACUGUCUCCUUCAAAUUGCUUGAUAAUAAUUCAACCAAUUUGAAUUUGGUUUUGCUUGUGAUCCAACAUUUUCCAGGAUCUUUCUUCAAUCGGCUAUAUAUAAACAAAAACAAACCCCGCAAAAGUGGAGACAGUAACGAAUCAAAAGAAUCCGAGUUAUGGGGUUUUGGUCGUUGUUUACGACGGCAUCAAUGCCGAUAUUGGAGGUGUUGUUACUCACUGCUUUAGGAGCCAUCAUGGCUACCCAAUAUUUCAAUCUUCUCUCUAGCGACACCCGCAAAUCGCUUAAUAAGAUUGUGUUUGUGGCGUUUACCCCCUCGCUUAUUUUCGCUAGUCUUGCAAAGACCGUCACCCUUGAAGACAUUAUCUCAUGGUGGUUUAUGCCAAUAAAUAUUGGGAUAACGUUUCUUUGUGGAGGAAUUCUGGGGUGGAUAGCAACAAAAAUAAUCAGACCAAAGCCACAUAUGGAGGGCCUACUCAUAGCUAUGUGCUCCACAGGAAAUUUGGGAAACAUUCUUUUGAUAAUAGUCCCUGCAAUCUGCACCCAGGGUGGUAGCCCUUUUGGUGAACAUAGUGUCUGCAAGUCCAAGGGACUCUCUUAUUCAUCCUUCUCAAUGGCUUUGGGCAGCUUCUACAUCUGGACUUACACUUACCAGUUAUUGAAAAGCUCGAGUUUAAGGUACACUGCGAUGAAAGAAACCGAGGACUCACCACCAGAACCCAACAAGGACACAAACGCCGAUGAAAAAACUCAACUUCUAAAUGGAGAAACCCAAGAGUAUAUCGACGUUGUUGUCCCUUUAUCAUACUCGACUAGUGACAACACACAAAUCCAACCCGUAAAAACUUUACACCAAGGAUUGUUAAGCAAGGAUGAGAAGGAAGAUAAAUCUUCCUCAAGCAAACUAAAAGAUAUACUCCACAGUGUAUUGGAGGAACUGUUGGCUCCACCAACCCUUGGAUCUAUUGUAGGAUUAGUUUUUGGGGCGACACCAUGGCUGAAAAACCUUGUGAUAGGCGAUGAAGCUCCAUUACGAGUUAUUCAAGAUUCCGUUACAUUACUCGGGGAUGGAACCCUACCAUGUAUUACUCUUAUACUAGGAGGCAACCUUAUACAAGGUUUGCGAAAGGCAAACAUUAGACCAGUUAUCAUAAUCACAAUGAUUUGCGUUCGAUACGUGAUUCUUCCCAUUGUCGGAAUCAUGGUGGUUAAAGCAGCUACUAGUCUAGGAAUACUUCCAGCCGAUCCCCUAUUCAGUUUUGUGCUAUUGAUUCAGUAUACCGUCCCCCCGGCCAUGAAUAUCAGUACGAUGGCGCAACUGUUCAAUGUGGGACAAGAGGAGUGUUCGGUGCUUACGAUGUGGAGUUACUUAGCUGCAGCAUUUGCGUUGACUGGAUGGUCAACGGUGUUCAUGUGGAUUUUGACAUGAUCAAUCAUUUGUUUCGUUACAAAUGAUAGUUUACGAAUGGUAUGACGACGUUAAGUUGUACAUGACUGCAUAUAACCGCCUCAUGAUUAUUGCAGAUGCACGAAACAAGCAUUGUAUUUGUAUUAUUUUAUUAAAUUCAUUAUAUAUAUUAAUUGUUA
Messenger RNA from Helianthus annuus (common sunflower), 1639 nucleotides. Its product is annotated as protein PIN-LIKES 7. The record is from RefSeq and is a predicted model, not a curated record. The transcript is spliced from 9 exons. Lineage: Eukaryota; Viridiplantae; Streptophyta; Magnoliopsida; Asterales; Asteraceae. Gene Ontology annotation, cellular component: membrane. Gene Ontology annotation, biological process: endoplasmic reticulum to cytosol auxin transport. Bases 210 to 1481 code for a protein of 423 amino acids.